CUCUCUCUCUCUCUCUCUCAUCACAGGCGUGCCACGUACAGAGUCCAAAGAUCACUCGGCUAUUUGCUUUCACUCCACUGGCGUCUGUCAGGGCUUGGCUGAAGCUGAGGGGGGUUUCCUGCUAAACACUGCCUCUGCCUCUACGCCGUUCACCUGACAUUUUAAUGACAUUCACCAUUUUGGUCUUUGCUGACUCACUUUUCACUUUAUUCGAUUGGUACUGUAGUCACAGAGACCAUAAACAGGUGCUGUAUAUAAACCAAAAAAAAAAAAGCUUCCUGUUUGAGAACUACUCUGCCUGGAUGGGACGUCUACUGGUCCAAGUCUCUGGCUCCGCUGAGACACACCUGCCCAGAGGGAAGAACUUGGCUCCGCCCCACCGCACCUCACCUGAGGUGGAAGCCCCAAGCAGUAGGGCAGUGCAUCAUGGGAGUUAUAGUCAGCUAUAGAGCCUACCUUCAUACUUCUCUUUUUUUUCUUCCUCUCUGUGAGUGUGUGUGUGUGCGUGUGUUGUAAGCAGUGGUUUCCUGUGAGGAAGCUGCAGAUCCUCAGGAGUCACGGAAACUGGGUUUGUUCUUCAGUCAGAUGAUGGAUGUAUAGCGGGUCAAAAUGUGCUCUCUGCUGUCAUCUUUGGGGAUAAAAUGUGGAGGGGAGGAGAAGCCAGAGGAGGAGAGGCAUUUACGGGCAAAUGACAGGGAGUUUAACAUCUCUUAUAAGUAUGCGAAUAAUGAAAUAAAUACUUCUAAGUAUAAUGUGUUCACGUUCCUGCCACUCAACCUCCUGGAGCAGUUACAGAGGCUGGCCAAUGCCUACUUCCUGUGUCUCCUGGGUCUUCAGCUCAUCCCUGCGAUCUCCUCCCUGUCCUGGUUCACCACUGUGGUUCCCCUGCUGUUGGUCCUCUCCAUGACAGCAGCGAAGGACGCCACAGAUGACAUUAACAGGCAUAAAAGUGACAGGCAGGUGAACAAUCGUAAAGUGGAAGUCCUGGUGAAUGGACAACUAAAGAGUGAGAAAUGGAGGAAUGUACAAGUGGGUGACAUCAUCAAGCUGGAGAAUAACCAGUUUGUGACGGCAGAUCUGUUGUUGCUGUCGAGCAGUGAGCCUUUGAAUCUGGUUUACAUAGAGACCGCUGAGCUUGAUGGGGAGACUAACCUGAAAGUGAAGCAGGCUUUGACAGUCACAGGAGACUUGGGAGAUAAUAUAGAGAGCCUGGCAGCCUUCAGAGGCGAGGUGCGCUGCGAGCCCCCAAACAACCGCCUGGAUAAGUUCAUGGGGAACCUGGAGGUGGGAGGGCUGACGUCCUCGCUGGACAACGACAAGAUCCUUUUGAGGGGCUGCACCCUCAGGAACACCCAGUGGUGCUUUGGCCUGGUGGUGUUCGGAGGUCCAGACACUAAGCUCAUGCAGAACAGCGGGAAGAACAGGUUCAAGCGCACAAGCAUCGACCACCUCAUGAAUGUGCUUGUGCUGUGUAUCUUUGGCUUCCUGGCGUUCAUGUGUACCAUCCUGGCCAUUGGCAAAGGGAUCUGGGAGUCCCAGGAGGGCUCAGCCUUUGCCGCCUUCCUGCCCCCCCCGGACGGCAACAAUCCUCCCUUUUCUGCCUUCCUCACCUUCUGGUCCUACGUCAUCAUCCUCAACACUGUGGUGCCCAUCUCACUCUAUGUCAGUGUGGAGAUCAUUCGGCUGGGGAACAGCUACUACAUCGACUGGGACAGGAUGAUGUACCACGCUCCGACCAACACCCCGGCCCAGGCCCGAACCACCACCCUGAAUGAGGAGCUGGGUCAGAUCAAGUACAUCUUCAGCGACAAGACUGGCACGCUCACACAGAACAUCAUGACCUUCAACAAGUGCUCCAUCAAUGGGAAAUCCUACGGAGAUCUUUUGGACUUCUCUGGACAGAGCAUUGAGAUCACUGAAAAGACAGCUAAAGUGGACUUCAGCUGGAACCGUCUGGCGGACCCGAAGUUCUCUUUCCAUGACCCGUGUCUGGUGGAGGCGGUGAGACAGGGUUCGAAAGAGGCGCAGAAUUUCUUCAGGCUGCUAGCGCUCUGUCAUACCGUCAUGCCCGAGGAAUUGAAUGACGGUGGUCUAAACUACCAGGCUCAGUCCCCUGACGAGGGGGCGCUGGUGACGGCUGCGCGUAACUUCGGCUUCGUGUUCCGCGCCCGUACGCCAGAGAGCAUCACGGCGGUGGAGAUGGGACAGGUGAUCACCUACAACCUGCUGGCCGUGCUGGACUUCAACAACGUCCGCAAACGGAUGUCCGUCAUCGUGCGCAGUCCAGAGGGGAAACUAACUCUGUACUGCAAGGGAGCUGACACGCUCAUUUAUGAGAGAUUGCACCCAUCCUGCUCCAAACUGAUGGAGGUCACUACGCAACACUUGAAUGAGUAUGCUGGAGAGGGCUUACGCACUCUGGCCCUGGCCUAUAAGGACCUGGAUGAGGACUACUUUGACAGCUGGAGAAAGCGCCACCAUGAGGCCAGCACUGCCAUGGAGGACCGCGAUGAGAAGCUGGAUGCUAUCUAUGAGGAGAUUGAGAAAGACUUGCAGCUUUUAGGGGCCUCAGCAGUCGAGGAUAAGCUACAGGAUGGUGUCCCCCAGACCAUAGAGCAGCUCUCCAAGGCCGACAUCAAGAUCUGGGUGCUGACUGGAGACAAACAGGAGACGGCUGAGAAUAUUGGCUACUCGUGCAACAUGCUGAGGGAGGAAAUGAAGGAGGUGUUCAUCGUGGCGGGACACACUAGAGAGGAGGUGGCAGAGGAGCUGCGAACUGCCAGGAAGAAGAUGAAACCAGAUUCAUCAGAUGAGCCGCCCUUCCAUAAGAGUGGCUUCCUGGGUAAAAAGAGUGAGGUGGUUGAGGAUGAGACAGUGGAGAGCGAGUAUGGCUUGGUCAUCAAUGGACACAGUCUGGCCUUUGCCCUACAGGAGGAUCUGCAGCUGGAGUUCCUGAGGAUGGCCUGUAUGUGUACGGCUGUGAUCUGCUGCAGGGUCACCCCUUUGCAGAAGGCUCAGGUGGUGGAGCUCGUCAAGAAGCGUAAAAAAGCUGUGACACUCGCCAUCGGAGACGGCGCCAACGACGUCAGCAUGAUCAAAGCUGCCCACAUCGGCGUGGGCAUCAGCGGGCAGGAGGGCAUGCAGGCGGUGCUGUCAAGCGACUACUCCUUCGCCCAGUUCCGCUUUCUGCAGCGCCUCCUGCUGGUGCACGGCCGCUGGUCCUACCUGCGCAUGUGCAAGUUCCUGCGCUACUUCUUCUACAAGAACUUCACCUUCACCUUCGUCCACUUCUGGUACGGCUUCUUCUGCGGAUUCUCAGCCCAGACGGUGUAUGAUGAAUGGUUCAUCACUCUCUACAACCUGAUAUACACAGCCUUGCCUGUCCUUGGCAUGGCUCUAUUUGAUCAGGAUGUUGACCACCGCUGGAGUUUCCGCUGCCCUGAGCUGUACACGCCGGGUCAGCUGAACCUGUACUUCAGUAAGCGGGCCUUCAUGCGCUGUAUGAUGCACAGCUGCUACAGCUCCCUGAUCCUCUUCUUCAUCCCCUACGCCGCCAUCCACGACACAGUCAGGGAUGACGGCAAGGACAUCGCAGACUACCAGUCCUUCGCCCUGCUCGCACAGACGUGUCUGCUCGUGGCCGUCAACAUGCAGCUUGGUCUGGACACAACCUACUGGACGGCUGUUAAUCAGUUCUUCCUCUGGGGCAGUAUGUCUGUGUACUUUGCAGUCACCUUUACCAUGUACAGCAAUGGCAUGUUUCUCAUCUUCACCUCCACAUUCCCUUUCAUUGGUGUGGCCAGGAACUCCCUGAACCAGCCCAACGUGUGGCUCACCAUCCUCUUGACAUCUAUCCUGUGUGUGCUACCUGUGCUGGCCUACCGCUUCCUCUAUAUGCAACUGAGGCCCACCAUCAACGACAAGGUGCGGUACAAAGUCAGACAAGACAAAGCUCCCCCUCCUGAUGUUCCACGCCGCUUCCGUCCUCGUCGAAUCAGCACGCGCCGCUCAGGUUACGCCUUCUCUCAUUCGCGUGGCUAUGGUGACCUGGUGACCUCCGGUCGCUUCCUGCUGCGCCCAAUGAAGAGCCGGCCGGCCCUGUUCUCCCGCUCCGCCUCCUCUGGGUUGACGCUGUCGGAGGAAUCUCCACAGAUUUUCCGCCCCAUAGCCGAGGAACCCAUUGCCUAAACCAUCUACACACACACACACACACACACACACACACACACACACACACACACACACACACACACACACACACA
Clupea harengus (Atlantic herring) is the source of this 4262-nucleotide messenger RNA. RefSeq names its product ATPase phospholipid transporting 8B5b (gene atp8b5b). Gene Ontology annotation, cellular component: trans-Golgi network; plasma membrane. Gene Ontology annotation, molecular function: ATPase-coupled intramembrane lipid carrier activity; ATP binding; magnesium ion binding. Gene Ontology annotation, biological process: phospholipid translocation; Golgi organization. The record is from RefSeq and is a predicted model, not a curated record. Lineage: Eukaryota; Metazoa; Chordata; Actinopteri; Clupeiformes; Clupeidae.